Molecule: messenger RNA, 3987 nt
Organism: Vidua chalybeata
Lineage: Eukaryota; Metazoa; Chordata; Aves; Passeriformes; Viduidae
Gene: HIPK3
Product: homeodomain interacting protein kinase 3
Exons: 16
Coding region: 313-3864 (1183 amino acids)
Biological process (GO): peptidyl-threonine phosphorylation; peptidyl-serine phosphorylation
Cellular component (GO): nucleus; cytoplasm; PML body
Molecular function (GO): protein tyrosine kinase activity; protein serine/threonine kinase activity; ATP binding
Source: RefSeq, a predicted model, not a curated record
GGAGGCGGGAGGAGGCGGAGGCGGCGGCGGAGGAGGAGGAGGAGGCGGCGGCCGGGGGCGGGUUGGGUCCCUCCCCGGGAAGAUGAGGCGGAGGCCCGGUCUGUCGAGCGGGCUGAGCUGGGGCUCUUCCCUCGCAGCCGCCAGGACAAGAUGGCAGCGGCCGAGGCGGCGGCGGCAGCAGCAGCGGCGGGGCUGAGCGGCUGAGCCCGGCCGGAGCGGCGCUUCCCGGAGCGCUCCCGGACAUGCCCAGGGCGGCGGCGGCGGCGGCGGCAGCUCCAGCGCGGACGCCAGCGCGGCCCGACCCGUGAAGGUAUGGCCUCACAAGUCUUGGUCUAUCCACCAUAUGUUUAUCAAACCCAGUCAAGUGCCUUUUGUAGUGUGAAGAAACUCAAACUAGAACCAAGCAGUUGUGUGUACCACGAAAGAACCUACCCGCAAAUCUAUGUGAAUGGUAAAAACUUUGGGAUUUCUCCCCACAGGGUUAGUACUUUCUUUCAGACUAAAAACCCAUUUGACAGACCUCGAGGACAGAGCUUUUGGUUGCAGUCAAAUGCUGUUGCUUUAAAAACCACUGCAGGUGCUACAAAGGCGUUGGCAGUGUGGGCGCAGCACGCUCAGCUGGAGGCCCCUCGGGCCGGGACGCAGGGAAGCCGGUCGGAUAUCCUGGAAGGAGCCCAGCGAUGUGGAUUGAAGCGUAAGAGCGAGGAGCUGGAGAGCCAGGGCGGCGCGAUGCAGAUCGUUGACGAGCUGUCCAUCCUGCCCGCAAUGCUGCAGACCGGCGUGGCCAACCCGGUGACGGUGGUGGCCACGGCCGCGGCGCCCAAGCAGGGCGGUACCGGCGGGGACGGGGAUUACCAGCUGGUGCAGCACGAGGUGUUGUGCUCGGUGAAAAACACCUACGAGGUUCUUGAUUUCCUGGGACGAGGGACCUUUGGACAAGUAGUCAAGUGCUGGAAAAGGGGGACGAAUGAGAUCGUGGCGAUCAAAAUCCUGAAGAAUCAUCCUUCCUACGUGCGCCAAGGGCAGAUAGAAGUGAGCAUCUUAGCGAGGCUAAGCACUGAAAACGCUGAUGAAUUUAACUUUGUGAGAGCCUAUGAAUGCUUUCAGCAUCGUAACCAUACUUGUCUGGUUUUUGAGAUGUUGGAACAGAAUUUGUACGACUUCCUGAAACAAAACAAGUUCAGCCCUCUGCAACUGAAAGUAAUAAGGCCUAUUCUGCAACAGGUGGCCACUGCACUGAAAAAACUAAAAAGUCUGGGUUUAAUCCAUGCUGACCUCAAACCAGAGAACAUUAUGUUGGUGGAUCCUGUUCGGCAGCCUUACCGGGUCAAAGUCAUAGACUUUGGGUCUGCCAGCCACGUAUCAAAGACUAUUUGUUCAACUUAUUUACAAUCUCGGUAUUACAGAGCACCAGAGAUCAUACUGGGAUUGCCGUUUUGUGAAGCCAUAGACAUGUGGUCGUUAGGGUGUGUGAUUGCAGAGCUGUUUCUUGGAUGGCCACUGUACCCAGGAGCACUGGAAUAUGACCAGAUUCGUUACAUUUCACAGACUCAAGGUUUGCCAGGAGAGCAGUUGUUAAGCAUGGGAACGAAAACUGCAAGAUUUUUCUGUAGAGAAACCGAUGCACCAUAUUCUAGUUGGAGAUUAAAGACUUUGGAAGAACACGAGGCAGAAACGGGUAUGAAGUCUAAAGAGGCCAGAAAGUAUAUUUUCAACAGUUUGGAUGAUAUAGUGCACGUGAACAUGGUGAUGGAUUUGGAAGGAAGUGACCUGUUGGCAGAGAAGGCAGAUAGGAGGGAAUUUGUCAGUCUGUUGAAGAAAAUGUUGCUUAUCGAUGCUGAUUUAAGAAUCACUCCAGCUGAGACCCUGAACCAUUCUUUUGUUACCAUGAAGCACCUCCUCAAUUUUCCUCAUAGCAACCAAGUGAAGUCCUGCUUUCAUAUCAUGGAUAUUUGCAAAUGCCGAUCAAACCUGUAUGACUUAAGCAAUUGCAAUAAAACAUCACUUAUGAGAUCAGUUGCCUCAGGCAGUGCAGGCAACCUGACUGCAAGCUUUACCAAGAUUGGUCCAGUAAGAAGUCAGGCAUUAACUGCAUCUGCCCACUCAGUUCUGCACCAAGGGAUUCCACUGCAGGCAGGAACUGCUCAGUUUGGUUGCAGUGAUGUUUUCCAGCAAGCAUUGAUUAUAUGUCCUCCAGCUAUUCAAGGAAUUCCUACAAACCACAGCAAACCCACCAGUUUCUCCCUGAGGGUGGAUAAUGCAGUUCCACUGGUGACCCAAGCCCACGCAAUUCAGCCACUACAGAUUCGAGCAGGAAUCCUUUCUCAGGCGUGGUCCAACCAGACACAGCAGAUCCUGGUUCCUGCAUGGCAGCAGGUAGCACCAGUGGCAGCUCCAGCCACAUCUCUGGCCUCUGAUCCUGUGGCUGGCCCACAGAGGCUUGGAGACUGGGGGAAGAUGAUUACCCAGGGCACCCACUACAGCUCAAUGAUACCACAGCCUCUUUUAACACAUCAGAUAACCUUGUCUGCCCCUCAGCCAAUUAGUGUGGGCAUUGCACACGUUGUCUGGCCUCAGCCUGCAGCUACCAAGAGGAACAAACUGUGCCAGAACAGGAGCAACAUGCUACAAAACACCAACAUCCAAAACUCGGCCUUUAUCUCUCCAAAGAUCCUCAACCUGAAGGCUGUCAAGAGGAUAAGCUGUCUAGAAGCACAGGACAAUCUCAACUCGGAGGGGCAGGAGGGCGGCUGCUGCGGGGCCUCGCUCAGGCUGGCCGCUGAGCCCUGUGUCCCCAGCAGCCCACGGCAGGCCCUGUUCCUGGCUGGCUCCCCCAGCCCCGCCGUCAGCGUCAUCACCAUCAGCAGUGACACCGACGAGGACGACGUGGCGCGGGCGCACCCGCUGAGGGAGUGUAAAGGGAGCCUGGAGUGUGAAGCCUGCCAGAACACCCUGAACAUUGACCGUGUGUGCUCCCUGAGCAGCCCCGACAGCACGCUCAGCACCAGCUCCUCGGAGCAGUCCAGCCCCUCUCCUUGCAAGAGAUCCAACAGUAUGUCAGAUGACGAACAGGAAAGUGGAUGUGAUACAGUGGAUGGUUCCCCAAGCUCAGACUCCUCAGGACACGACAGCCCCUUUGUGGAAAACGGCUUUGUAGACAAUAACAAUAAAAACAAGGAAGCAAGAGCCUCAGUUAACCCUGAAACCAAAUCAACUGUUUGCACAGUAGUGGUACCACCCCUGAGACUUGAAAACAGGUUACAUCUUGAGGAACAGAUGGUGAAUACAGAUGCUCCGUGCCAGCCACUGAGAAAAGGUCGGUCUGUCCUGGGGAGAAUAAACCAGUCUUCUGUGGUGGGGAGCCGGCAGCAGAAACUGGCAUCAGCAUUCCAUCAGCACCACGGAAACUUCAGUCAGGUCCAGCACUUCGCCUCGGGGCCGCAGGAGUGGAACGGGAACUUCGCCCCGCGCCGCCAGCAGCAGCAGCAGCAGCAGCCGCCUUUCCUCCCGGCCGGCGUGGCCAGCCACGCGUUCUCCCUGCCCCAGGGCAGCCCCAGCCACCUGGGCGGGCAGCCCGCCAUCCUGCCCUUCGCCUCGCCGGCGCCGCCCGUGGCGCACCUGCUGGCCUCGCCCUGCGCCUCCAGACCCCUGCUGCAGCACCCGGCCUACGGCCUGAGCCCCGCCGGCGGCGUGGUGCACCAGCUGCCCGUGGGCAUCAACCCCCGCCUGCUGCCUUCCCCCUCCGUGCACCAGACUCAGUACAAAGCCCUCUUCCCGCCCCACUCGUACGUCGCCGCCUCGCCCGCCGCCUACGCGGGCUUCCCGCUGAGCCCCACCAAACUCGGCCAGUACCCGUUCAUGUGAGAGCUCGCCGCGUUGAGGAGAGGACGCAGGAGUUGGGUUCCAGAAGAAACAUGGUGUUUUUAUCACGUAUUAGCCAUGGCACAACAGGAAAAUUUUUUUUUUUUUUUUUUUGAAUCAUGUAGA